Molecule: messenger RNA, 5232 nt
Organism: Sorex araneus (European shrew)
Lineage: Eukaryota; Metazoa; Chordata; Mammalia; Eulipotyphla; Soricidae
Gene: SF3B1
Product: splicing factor 3b subunit 1
Exons: 22
Coding region: 1435-4911 (1158 amino acids)
Biological process (GO): spliceosomal complex assembly
Cellular component (GO): U2-type prespliceosome; U2 snRNP; U12-type spliceosomal complex
Molecular function (GO): mRNA binding
Source: RefSeq, a predicted model, not a curated record
AUGAAUUUGCUUUUCUUUUUAAAAAUCCCCCUUAAUAUAGAUUUGUGUAGAUUUGGUUGAAGUCACAGAUACCAUAUUCUUCAUCUUUAUAAUGCAAGUUUUCUUUCCAGGUAGAAGGACAAGAAAGUAAUGAGCCAAUGCCAUAGAAACGCAAAGGGUUAAAGGUUUUUCUUUUACUUUUGUUUUGGGUACGCUUUCUAUGCUUUGAACAAAUGUGUUUUUCUGCUCAAAAUACUUUGAAAAUAUUGAACGUUUUCAUUCCAAAUCCUAGAAUUUUAGGAUUGUUGCUUUUGAGAAACUAUCUCACAUUACAGUCCCGCCCCCAUAUUGCUCUAAAUACAGUUAAUGCACCUAAUUUGCUCUAAGCAUACUUAGUUAAGACAAAAGUAUGUAUACAAAGACUUUGAUAUUUUUAAUAGUUGGAGUCUGUUUUGCUAAUUUUAGUGUGCAGGUCAGCACAAGGGGCAUUAGUGAACCUGAUGGAAGCUUUCCUCAGGUGAGUUUCAAAAUCAAAAUUAGGUGCCUGUUUCUUAAAAUUAGAAAUCUGUUGCAGGUUUAUAAAUUAGACUUUCAGCCUGCAUGAAUUAGUAGGGAUAAUUUUUUACUUGCAUAAUUGUAAUUGAUUUAAACAUGUAUGUCAGCAUUCACAGGCCCAUACUAACUGUCCUUAAUUUCUUUCCUACAGCAGUACUGCUAUAUGCCAGUCCUGUCUGCAUUCUUAAGGGUGCAGUUCAACACAUCCUCUCUAGAUUAUGGUGAAAAAGUAUUCAAAGGAAGUCUUAUCAGAGAUAGUGUCAGAAAGAAUGACACUACCAAUUGGGCAUGAUCUUCAGCAUAGGAAAUGUCUUAGAAUUUUAUAAUUUUUCCUAAGUUGUGAUGCUAUACUACUUGUAUAGCUAAUUACCACAUUUCUGAAAUGUAGUGUACCUCUCUAUGAAUCUUGUUAUAUAGUAUUUGGGCUUCUUUAAAGAUACUUUGAAAUUUGAAAAGCAAAUACUGAAACUUUAACCAAGAGACUGACACAUCUCUUUGUACACCACUUUUCUUCUGUGUGCAUCCUAACUGGUAGAAGUAAUGUAUUUCAAGUAUUAUGUUUCCAGUCGUAAUUUAUACUUUCUAAGAAAAUUAUGUUUUGGGGUCAACAAAACUUAAAAAGCAUGAAGCCCUAUUUAAUAACAUGGCAUCAGAAUUAAGAUUCAGGUAUAUUUAAAACAUUUUCUAGACAUUUAGAUCAUUGUAUGAAGAACUUAGUUAUAGCUAUUUAUAGUUAGGAUUUUAACAACUUGCAACAGGUAAUGUUUUGAAUAUAAGUAUCUUUCCAAAGUGUUACUAAUGGUAAAGAGAUAAUUUUCUAGGCUUCUAUUCUGCUGCUUGAAGUCAGAACUGCUGAUGGAGACAAAGGCACGAAAGUGAGGGAAGACCCCUGAUCCUAAAAUGAAUGCUAGAACUUACAUGGAUGUAAUGCGAGAACAACAUUUAACUAAAGAAGAGAGAGAGAUUAGGCAACAACUAGCAGAAAAAGCUAAAGCAGGAGAACUAAAAGUCGUCAAUGGAGCAGCAGCUUCCCAGCCUCCUUCAAAGCGAAAACGGCGUUGGGAUCAAACAGCUGAUCAGACUCCUGGUGCCACUCCCAAAAAACUGUCAAGUUGGGAUCAAGCAGAGACACCAGGACAUACUCCUUCCUUGCGAUGGGAUGAGACACCAGGCCGUGCAAAGGGAAGUGAGACUCCAGGAGCAACCCCAGGCUCAAAAAUCUGGGAUCCUACACCUAGUCACACACCAGCCGGAGCUGCUACUCCUGGACGAGGCGAUACACCAGGCCAUGCGACACCAGGCCAUGGAGGCGCAACUUCUAGUGCUCGUAAAAACAGAUGGGAUGAGACACCUAAAACAGAACGAGAUACUCCUGGACAUGGAAGUGGAUGGGCUGAAACACCUCGAACUGACAGAGGUGGUGAUUCAAUUGGUGAAACACCGACUCCAGGAGCCAGUAAAAGAAAGUCCCGUUGGGACGAAACACCAGCAAGUCAGAUGGGUGGAAGCACUCCUGUUCUAACACCUGGAAAAACACCUAUCGGCACACCAGCCAUGAACAUGGCCACCCCAACUCCAGGUCACAUAAUGAGCAUGACUCCUGAACAGCUUCAGGCAUGGCGAUGGGAAAGAGAAAUUGAUGAGAGAAAUCGCCCCCUUUCUGAUGAAGAGUUGGAUGCUAUGUUCCCAGAAGGAUAUAAGGUACUUCCCCCUCCAGCUGGUUAUGUCCCUAUUCGAACUCCAGCUCGAAAACUGACAGCAACACCAACACCUUUGGGCGGUAUGACUGGUUUCCACAUGCAAACUGAAGAUAGGACUAUGAAGAGUGUUAAUGACCAGCCGUCUGGAAAUCUUCCAUUUUUAAAGCCUGAUGAUAUUCAGUACUUCGACAAACUUUUGGUUGAUGUUGAUGAAUCAACACUUAGUCCAGAAGAGCAAAAAGAGAGAAAAAUUAUGAAGUUGCUUUUAAAAAUUAAGAAUGGAACGCCUCCAAUGAGAAAGGCUGCAUUGCGUCAAAUUACUGAUAAAGCACGUGAAUUUGGAGCUGGUCCUUUGUUUAAUCAGAUUCUUCCUCUACUGAUGUCUCCUACACUUGAAGAUCAGGAACGUCAUUUACUUGUGAAAGUUAUUGACAGAAUAUUGUACAAACUUGAUGACUUAGUUCGACCUUAUGUGCAUAAGAUCCUUGUGGUCAUUGAACCGUUGUUGAUUGAUGAAGAUUACUAUGCUAGAGUUGAAGGCAGAGAGAUUAUUUCUAAUUUGGCAAAGGCUGCUGGUCUGGCUACUAUGAUUUCGACCAUGAGACCUGAUAUAGAUAACAUGGAUGAGUAUGUCCGUAACACAACAGCUAGAGCUUUUGCUGUUGUAGCCUCUGCUCUUGGCAUUCCUUCAUUGUUGCCCUUUUUAAAAGCUGUGUGCAAAAGUAAGAAGUCCUGGCAAGCAAGACACACUGGCAUUAAGAUCGUACAGCAGAUAGCUAUUCUUAUGGGCUGUGCCAUUUUGCCUCAUCUCAGAAGUUUAGUGGAAAUCAUUGAGCAUGGUCUUGUGGAUGAACAGCAGAAAGUUCGAACCAUUAGUGCUCUGGCCAUUGCUGCCUUGGCUGAAGCAGCAACCCCUUACGGUAUUGAAUCUUUUGAUUCUGUGUUGAAGCCUCUGUGGAAGGGUAUUCGCCAGCACAGAGGAAAGGGUCUGGCUGCUUUCUUAAAGGCUAUUGGGUAUCUUAUUCCUCUCAUGGAUGCCGAAUAUGCCAACUACUACACUAGAGAGGUGAUGUUAAUCCUUAUUCGAGAAUUCCAAUCUCCUGAUGAAGAAAUGAAGAAAAUUGUGCUGAAGGUGGUAAAGCAGUGUUGUGGAACUGAUGGUGUAGAGGCAAAUUACAUUAAAACAGAGAUACUCCCUCCUUUUUUUAAACACUUUUGGCAACACAGAAUGGCUUUGGACAGACGAAACUACCGACAGUUAGUUGAUACCACUGUAGAGUUGGCAAAUAAAGUAGGUGCUGCAGAAAUUAUAUCCAGAAUUGUGGAUGAUCUGAAAGAUGAAGCUGAGCAGUACAGAAAAAUGGUGAUGGAGACAAUUGAAAAAAUCAUGGGCAACUUGGGAGCAGCAGAUAUUGAUCAUAAACUUGAAGAACAGUUGAUUGAUGGUAUUCUUUAUGCCUUCCAAGAACAGACUACUGAGGACUCAGUAAUGUUGAAUGGCUUUGGCACAGUGGUUAAUGCUCUUGGUAAACGAGUUAAACCUUACUUGCCUCAGAUCUGUGGCACAGUUUUAUGGCGUUUAAAUAACAAAUCGGCAAAAGUCAGGCAACAGGCAGCUGACUUGAUCUCUCGAACUGCAGUUGUCAUGAAAACUUGUCAAGAGGAAAAAUUGAUGGGACAUUUAGGUGUUGUCUUGUAUGAGUAUUUGGGUGAAGAGUAUCCUGAAGUAUUGGGCAGCAUUCUUGGAGCACUGAAGGCCAUUGUAAAUGUAAUAGGUAUGCAUAAGAUGACCCCACCAAUUAAAGAUUUACUGCCUAGACUUACCCCCAUCUUAAAGAACAGGCAUGAAAAAGUCCAAGAAAAUUGUAUUGAUCUUGUUGGACGUAUUGCUGACAGGGGUGCUGAAUAUGUAUCUGCAAGAGAAUGGAUGAGGAUUUGUUUCGAGCUUUUAGAGCUCUUAAAAGCUCAUAAAAAAGCUAUUCGUAGAGCAACUGUCAAUACAUUUGGUUAUAUUGCCAAGGCCAUUGGUCCUCAUGAUGUACUGGCUACACUUCUGAACAAUCUCAAAGUUCAAGAAAGACAAAACCGAGUUUGUACCACUGUAGCAAUAGCUAUUGUUGCUGAAACAUGCUCACCCUUCACAGUACUACCUGCCUUAAUGAAUGAAUACCGAGUUCCUGAACUGAAUGUUCAAAAUGGAGUGUUAAAAUCACUUUCCUUCUUGUUUGAAUAUAUUGGUGAAAUGGGAAAGGACUACAUUUAUGCUGUAACACCUUUACUUGAAGAUGCUUUAAUGGAUAGGGACCUUGUACACAGACAGACAGCUAGUGCGGUGGUGCAACACAUGUCGCUUGGGGUAUAUGGAUUCGGUUGUGAAGAUUCCCUGAAUCAUUUAUUAAAUUAUGUAUGGCCCAAUGUGUUUGAGACGUCUCCCCAUGUAAUCCAGGCAGUUAUGGGAGCAUUGGAAGGCCUAAGAGUUGCUAUUGGACCUUGUAGAAUGUUGCAGUAUUGUUUACAGGGAUUAUUUCACCCAGCCCGAAAAGUCAGAGAUGUGUACUGGAAAAUUUACAACUCCAUCUACAUUGGUUCACAGGAUGCUCUCAUAGCACAUUAUCCAAGAAUCUACAAUGAUGAUAAGAACACCUAUAUUCGUUAUGAACUUGACUAUAUCUUGUAAUUGUUUAUUUUGUGUUUAAUGCACAGCUGUAUCACAACUUAAACUUGCUUCAAUUUGGUGAUGUAAACUUUUAAACAUUGCAGAUCAGUGUUAGAACUGGUCAUAGAGGACGAACUAGAAAUCCAGUAGCAUGAUUUUUAAAUAACCUGUCUUUGUUUUUGAUGUUAAACUGUAAACGCCAGUAGUGACCAAGAACACAGUGAUUAUACUAUACUGGAGGAAUUUCAUUUUUAAUUCAUCUUUAUGAAGAUUUAGAAUUCAUUCCUUAUGUUUAAAGGGAAUGUUUAAUUGAGAAAUAAACAUUUGUGUACAAAAUGCUAA